AUGAGACGUCAAAUGAAUGAAGGGGUGAACAGUCUGAGGAUUAGAACUUUAGAUUCUUUUGUCUGGGAUUAGAGCUUUAGUCUGGAAUCAGGACUUUAGAAGAGCUUACGAUCUUAUUUCAUAGCUUAAUCAUGUCCGUAUUUACAAACGCAAUUGAAGUAUGGGCAUGUGCUUAUGGUGGAAAAUACCUCUCUAAGAUCGAUAAAUUCUGCAAGCGAGCAUGGAACUAUGGCUACACCAGGGAGCGCAGUGAUGUAAUUCAAAUUAGCGAUAAACAACUAUGGAAAAAAAUCACAGCUACAGAUACACAUUGUUUAACAGAUCUUCUACCGAAAAAACAUACAUAA
Molecule: messenger RNA, 347 nt
Organism: Pocillopora meandrina
Lineage: Eukaryota; Metazoa; Cnidaria; Anthozoa; Scleractinia; Pocilloporidae
Source: the annotation of a GenBank genome assembly